AUGGCUCUUCUCGUAGACAAACAUCGCCCGCGCUCUCUGGAAACAUUGACGUACCACCAUGAUCUGUCUGAACGCCUACGAUCACUGGCGCAAAGCGGAGACUUCCCCCAUCUUCUGAUCUAUGGACCUUCAGGAGCCGGCAAAAAGACAAGAAUCACAGCCACUCUUCGCGCACUCUAUGGUCCUGGUGUGGAAAAGAUAAAGAUCGACAGUCGAGUCUUCCAGACAACGAGCAACCGCAAGCUCGAGUUCAACAUCGUCUCAUCCAACUACCAUCUCGAGAUAACACCUAGCGAUGUGGGCAACUAUGACCGUGUUGUCGUACAAGACCUUCUCAAGGAGGUUGCUCAGACGCAGCAAGUCGAUGUGGCAGCCAAGCAGCGCUUCAAGGUUGUCGUCAUCAACGAGGCCGACCAUCUCACCAGAGACGCUCAAGCUGCCCUGAGAAGAACAAUGGAGAAAUACAGUCCCAAUCUGCGCUUGAUCCUUCUGGCCAACAGUACGAGCAAUAUCAUUGCUCCUAUUCGAAGUCGUACCUUGCUCGUCAGAGUCGCUGCACCCACCGAAGACGAGAUCUGCACAGUCCUGGCCCAGGUCGGAAAGAAGGAGGGUUACACACGUUGUGAGGGUCUCGAAAAGAGAAUCGCCAAGGAGAGCUAUCGCAACCUGCGUCGUGCUCUGCUCAUGUUUGAGGCUGUUCAUGCUCAAAACGACCAAGUCACCGAGAAGACGCUGAUCCCACCUCCUGAUUGGGAGGCUCUGAUCGCCCAAGUUGCCGACGAAAUUCUUGCCGAGCGCAGCCCUGCCCGCAUCCUGCAAGUCAGGGCCAAGCUCUAUGAUCUCCUUACUCAUUGCAUUCCAGCUAGUACCAUUCUGAAGACCCUGACCUUCAAAUUGAUACCAAAGAUUGACGACGCUCUCAAGACCGAAAUCAUCAAAUGGUCGGCUUUCUACGAGCACCGUAUCCAGAUGGGCACAAAAUACAUCUUCCACCUGGAAGCCUUUGUUGCCAAGGUCAUGCGCAUCGUCGAAAGUCACCUCAUGGGCAUGGACUUCGAUGACUGA
This is a messenger RNA of Aureobasidium melanogenum CBS 110374, 1065 nucleotides long. RefSeq names its product P-loop containing nucleoside triphosphate hydrolase protein. The coding region runs from base 1 to 1065 and encodes 354 amino acids. Gene Ontology annotation, biological process: DNA-templated DNA replication; DNA repair. The transcript has 6 exons. The record is from RefSeq and is a predicted model, not a curated record. NCBI's taxonomy places the organism in Eukaryota, Fungi, Ascomycota, Dothideomycetes, Dothideales, Saccotheciaceae. Gene Ontology annotation, molecular function: DNA clamp loader activity; ATP hydrolysis activity; DNA binding. Gene Ontology annotation, cellular component: Elg1 RFC-like complex; Rad17 RFC-like complex; nucleus.